AUGAGGCCACAUCAACCACACCUUUUAUACCACAUGAGGCCACAUCACCACACGGCCACAUCCCACCACUUUUACCACAUCGAGGCCACAUCACCCACACCUUUUCACCACAUGAGGCCACACAUCACCACACCUUUUCACCACAUGAGGCCACACCACACGAGGGCAACAUCACCACACCUUUUUUUCACACAUGAGGCCCACAUCACCACACCUGAGGCCACAAUCACCACACCUUUAUACCGCAUGAGGCCACAUAACCACACGAGGCCACAUCACUACAAACCUUUUCACCACAUGAGGCCACAUCACCACACCUUUUCACCACAUGAGGCCACAUCACCACACGAGGCCACAUCACCACACCUUUUCACCACAUGA
Molecule: messenger RNA, 381 nt
Organism: Penaeus vannamei (Pacific white shrimp)
Lineage: Eukaryota; Metazoa; Arthropoda; Malacostraca; Decapoda; Penaeidae
Source: RefSeq, a predicted model, not a curated record